Molecule: messenger RNA, 1757 nt
Organism: Heteronotia binoei (common prickly gecko)
Lineage: Eukaryota; Metazoa; Chordata; Lepidosauria; Squamata; Gekkonidae
Gene: PLA2G12A
Product: phospholipase A2 group XIIA
Exons: 4
Coding region: 307-879 (190 amino acids)
Biological process (GO): lipid catabolic process; arachidonate secretion; phospholipid metabolic process
Cellular component (GO): extracellular region
Molecular function (GO): calcium ion binding; A2-type glycerophospholipase activity
Source: RefSeq, a predicted model, not a curated record
GCGCCACCCCUUUGCCUCCGCGCGUCCAAAGGGCCCUGACAUGCAGCCUUGAGGCGGGGCCGGUGUGGGCUGACGGUGCGAAGACGGUUUGCUGGGUUGGAGACGUUUCCCGGCCUGAGCGAGCCAAGAAGCUGAACGGGGCUGCUGCUCGAGCCUCCGCUCCCCCGGCCAGGCGUGCGCGGCAUGGAGCGGCUCGCUGGAGAUUGACUCGUUCUCCUCAUCCCGCAAGGGGCUCGGAGCGCCUGCCCCCCGGCGCUCUAGAAGCCAGCGCGGCUGGAGCCCCCUCCACACGGGGGCUGUUCUGCGAUGACGAUGAGCCGGGCGCUGCUCCAGUUUCUCAUGACCUGCGGCUUGCUAGGGACGCAGCCCAGCCGUUGCCAGGAGCCCCAAACCCCGGACUGGAGGAUGACGCUGAAGACCAUCCGGAACGGCGUUCACAAGAUAGACACUUACCUCAACGCGGCGCUGGAUCUGCUGGGAGGAGAGGAUGGGCUCUGUCAAUAUAAAUGCAGCGAUGGAUAUAAGCCUUUCCCCCGAUAUGGCUAUAAACCUUCACCACCCAACGGAUGUGGUUCUCCCCUCUUUGGUGUUCAUUUUGACAUUGGCAUUCCUUCGAUGACAAAAUGCUGCAAUCAACAUGACAGAUGCUAUGACACCUGUGGUAACCACAAAAAUGAUUGUGAUGAGCAAUUUCAGUAUUGCCUCUCUAAGAUUUGCCGAGAUGUACAAAAGACAUUAGGAAUACCUGAGAGUGUACAAGCAUGUGAAUCAACAGUUCAGCUGUUGUUUGAUGCAGUCAUACAUUUAGGAUGCAAGCCAUACCUUGACAGCCAAAGAGCAGCUUGUAUGUGUCGAUAUGAAGACAAGAGGGAUCUUUAAAGAUGCUUGAAACCUGGUUCAAGAUCAGCCUUCGUUGCUAGAGCCCUUUUUAGUUUUUUAUGUUUUAUUUUGAUUUGUUACAAUGCUGUUGGAAACAUGUGAAACGAUUGUCUUCCACGAUUGUUUUGUUUUUAUAUAGCACUUCUUAUUUCCAUCGCCACUUUUAGAUAGAUCCUUAAUUUUUAAGGAUCAUUUGUGUAUGUCUUUUAAGCCAAUGCUAAUAUUUUGUCACUUGGUUUUGGAGUGAUGGUAUGAUUAUGGAUAAGCACUGCUCUAAACUACUUAAAAGAUCUUAGUGGGGUGGAGGAGAUGAAGACCCAUAAAAUUGCAUUGGAAUAAUAUAGUAGGUCAAACUUUGGAUUACCAGCACUGUGUCUCCUUAGUGCCUUGAUUUUAUUGGCAAGCAGGAAUAUCUCAAAUGUUUGUGGGUUCUGCUUGCAAUCUUGUGUCUUAUAUUAGUGUGAGGGUGGGCCAUUACUUUCAAUAGAUCUCUUUAGUUAUGUUCAUGCUAUGUUUUUAAAAAUACUCAGUUGGAUGUUUUAAGUAUUACCCCAAUGCCAUUGAGGGUAUAUGUAUCCAUUUAUGAAGCAGACUAUCCUCAGGUGCCUGUACAAUUUUAAAACUUUGAAAUAUUUUUGAAAUGUUCAGUAAAUUAUAUGUUGGCUUUCUAGAAUGUUUGUGCAAUUUCUCAAGACAACAAAAAAGUUUUUUUAAAAAAAAUCAGUCAAUUUAGUCAAACGUUUCAAACACAAAUAUAUUCUGUGCAAUACAGGCCUCUUAAGACUAUUACAAAAAUAGAAUCUUACUGGCCAGAACAAACAUACUGGUCCUUUUAUUCUAUGCAAGUUUCAAGUCUAAAUACAAUAAUAAUGAACAUA